Molecule: messenger RNA, 567 nt
Organism: Elaeis guineensis (African oil palm)
Lineage: Eukaryota; Viridiplantae; Streptophyta; Magnoliopsida; Arecales; Arecaceae
Source: RefSeq, a predicted model, not a curated record
ACAAGGAUCAGAAUGGGUUGCUUGAAGCCUCUAGUCCUUGCUGUUCUUAUUAUCUCUUCCUUUGCUUUGGUUGCAGAGAGCCGGGUCUCCAGGAUGGACCUGGACUUAGGCCUGGGACUUGGCCUUGGACUUGGUGUUGGCGUAGGAGGUGGUGGUUCCGGUUCCGGCUCCGGCUCCGGCUCCGGCUCCGGCUCCGGCUCCGGCUCCGGCUCCGGUUCCGGUUCCGGCUCUGGCUCGGGAUCUGGGUCUGGAGCUAGUUCUUCUGCAGGCUCGGGUGCCAGUUCUUCUGCAGGGUCCGGCUCGGGAUCUGGGGCCAGUUCGUCCGCAGGUUCGGGUGCCAGUUCUUAUGCAGGUUCGGGUGGGAACUCGGGGUCUGGUGGAGGCUAUGGCGAAGGUCAUGGAUGUGGGUGUGGUGGUGGAAACGGCAACUAAGAUAGUAAAAUUACGUACUUGUGCUGUACCAACUUAAUGUUAUUAUAGAUAUGAAUAAGGAGAUGGUGAAUAAGAAUGCUGAUGUUUUUUUUUUUGGUUAAAGAAGAAUGCUAAGAAGAAUGCUUAUGUUUUCAU